UCUGAAUGACUUAGAAGAAUUUGUAAAAGUGACAGAUGCUGGACUUCAAAGAGAGGUGACCGAGGGAGAUUACUGUGUGCUGGUAGAAAUCAUGGGCUAUCUCUUGGCUGUGAAGCAGACGCAGACAACUGCUGAUGAACUCUUUGAACCUUUAAAAGAGAUGGUUGAACUGUUAGAAAGCUAUGGACAGAAGAUGCCAGGCGAAGUUUAUGCCCAGUUAAAGGAAUUGCCUGAAAAAUGGAAUGCCGUUGAGAAGAGAGCUAUGUCGGUAAAGCACAAAGUAACUUCUCUUCAGGCAUCUGAGGUUGCAGUUAUCAGAAGAAAAUGCAUUUCAUUUGAUGGGAAGCAGAUGGAAUUCAGACAAAGAUUUAAAAAGGAAGCUCCCUUUCAGUUUGAUGUGGAAAAUGCAUAUGCUCCUCUCGAUAAGAGCAGCAUUGAUGAUUGGGCUAAAACCCAGUGGAGACAGAUUAAUGUGGAACAGAUGGAUGUGGAGCUCGGAAGGUUUGCCAAGGCAG
This is a messenger RNA of Fulmarus glacialis (Northern fulmar), 515 nucleotides long. RefSeq names its product dynein heavy chain 11, axonemal-like. The annotation marks the transcript as partial. Gene Ontology annotation, cellular component: dynein complex. Lineage: Eukaryota; Metazoa; Chordata; Aves; Procellariiformes; Procellariidae. The record is from RefSeq and is a predicted model, not a curated record. The transcript is spliced from 4 exons. Gene Ontology annotation, biological process: microtubule-based movement. Gene Ontology annotation, molecular function: dynein light intermediate chain binding; dynein intermediate chain binding; minus-end-directed microtubule motor activity.